AUGCUGCUCUUGGGGGACCCCGGUUGUGGCAAGUCCACCUUUUUGUCGCGCCUGAAGAGUGGCAAGCGGCCUAUACCAUCACAAGGUAGCACUCCACCGGAUACUCAUUUCGAUAUCCUGCGGGAUAGUGAUCAACCAUUCAUUUACGAUAUACGAUUUUCAAAGAGGAAGUUCACAUUGGAGCUAUAUGAUACUUCAAAUCCUAAUCAGCAUUGGACAAGUCUCCAUCCUGAUGUCGUCGUUAUCGCAUUCGACAUUUCAAAUCGAGAGACACUAGCAGGACUCAAAGGGUGGCGAAAUGAUAUUAUACGAUAUUUUCAACAUGGCCAUGGGGAGCACAUUCCUGUCAUGAUGCUUGGUUUGAAACGAGACCUCAGAAGAGAAGGCGAGGGGAUUAUCUACCCGCAAGAGACUUAUCGCAUUGCGCAAGAGCUUCGCUGCGACGGAUAUGCUGAGUGCUCGGCUGUAACGGGCGAACUGCUUGCGGAGACGUUUGAGGACUUGGCGAGGCUUGCGGGCAUGACAACUACUGACAAAGGUGGACAAAGUGCUGCUGGUUGUAGUAUUCUCUGA
Messenger RNA from Penicillium canariense, 573 nucleotides. RefSeq lists its product as uncharacterized. Bases 1 to 573 code for a protein of 190 amino acids. Gene Ontology annotation, molecular function: GTPase activity; GTP binding. The record is from RefSeq and is a predicted model, not a curated record. The transcript is spliced from 4 exons. NCBI's taxonomy places the organism in Eukaryota, Fungi, Ascomycota, Eurotiomycetes, Eurotiales, Aspergillaceae.